AUGGCAACCAGCACUCACUCCCAAAGACUGCAUCUAAUCCUCGACUUCGACGGCACAAUCACCACGUCUGACACAACCCCCAUCAUCGGCUCUCGCCUGCUCUCCGAAGCUCAAAAUUGCGGCGCAACGACCAAGUCAAUGAAGUACUACACAGACCGGUACAUGCAGGACCAUCAAACCUGGAAAGCUGCGCAAGCUCGAAAGCUAGAGGACUGCGGAAGUGUUGAUGCGGUGGUGGACUUUGUUUCGGAAGUCGUGGGUGUGGAGAGGGCGAGUUUUGCGAGGGUUCGAGAGGGGAUUCUGGGUGGUGGGAUGCAGGAGUAUGAAAGGGACGAGGCGAAGAGGAAUGACUUCAUGCUGAGAUGCGGGAGGGAGGCCAUUCGAGACGGUGAAGUGGGCAUUCGGGAUCUAGAGGCUUUACGACAACUCUUGCAAGUGGCGAGCGCGGGACGGAAUGCGUGGGGAGUUGUAAGCGUGAGCUGGAGCAAGCGAUUCAUCCUUGGUGCUCUGAUCGAGGCUGGACUCAUACCAAUGGAUGGAAAAGAGGCAAUGGCGGAGAGGAUCAAGUGCAAUGAGAUCCUCGCUCCACCGCGAAAGUACGACGAAGAUGGCAGGCCGGUGACAAUCUCCAGUGCUCGGGAUAAGCUGGACGCGAUGGGAGAACUGCUGGCGGAGUGGAAGACCGGCCAUCCCAAUGCCGCAGACACUAUCCUGGUAUAUGUUGGCGACAGCAGCACCGAUAUUGGCUGCUUGGCUCGUGCCGAUGUAGGCUGCUACAUCCACACUCCCGACUCGUCUCUCAACGCCUAUAUCGCCAGGCUGGUUGAUAUUGAGGCGAGAAAGGUGACGGUGAACGACUUGCCACGCACCAAGUCGAGCACGAACGAGCAUUCUCAAGCACUUUGCGCGGUGGAGGGGUUCGAAGAGCUUGCGGCAUGGGCCUCCAAGACGUUUCGCAGUCCAAACUAG
Messenger RNA from Neohortaea acidophila, 969 nucleotides. RefSeq lists its product as uncharacterized. The record is from RefSeq and is a predicted model, not a curated record. Bases 1 to 969 code for a protein of 322 amino acids. NCBI's taxonomy places the organism in Eukaryota, Fungi, Ascomycota, Dothideomycetes, Mycosphaerellales, Teratosphaeriaceae. The transcript has a single exon.